Messenger RNA from Drosophila biarmipes, 528 nucleotides. RefSeq lists its product as uncharacterized. NCBI's taxonomy places the organism in Eukaryota, Metazoa, Arthropoda, Insecta, Diptera, Drosophilidae. The record is from RefSeq and is a predicted model, not a curated record. Bases 133 to 471 code for a protein of 112 amino acids. The transcript has 2 exons.
CCGAUGGGUAUAUAAAAUCGUGGCCAGUCCGUGGCAAAUUCAACAGUUUUACAGUUGCUGCGAAAACAGCAAGGUAAACGCAGCAAAAAUAAACACAAACAGUUUCCACCGAAGGUACCUCAAAAACCAACAAUGAAGCUCAUCUCGUUAUUCUUCCUGGCUUUUGUUGCCUUUACUGCCGCUAAAGUGGUGCCCGUUUCAAAUGGCAAUAGUAUGAGCAUUGAUCAGCAUGGCAAAAGGGUUUAUGCGGCUGAGGUCGAGGAUAAAUGUGACUAUUAUUGCGCCGAGAAGGAUCCCUCUGUGUGUGCCAGCAAUGGACAAUGUCUGCUGAAGUUCGAGAGCCACUGUGCCAUGACAGCCUACAACUGCCGCAAUCCCCAGAAGAUGUUUAAGACCGUGGAGGACCAUCGAUGCAUGCAGGACUGGCAGCCCCUUUGCAAGGAGGCAGAUCUCAGGGAGUUUGGAUUGUGAGGAGGGUUUCGGUUGAUAGGUUGUGGAAUAAAUAUGCAAUAAAACUAAAAUGAAGAA